Messenger RNA from Phycomyces blakesleeanus NRRL 1555(-), 867 nucleotides. RefSeq lists its product as hypothetical. The record is from RefSeq and is a predicted model, not a curated record. Gene Ontology annotation, cellular component: nucleus; Z disc. Lineage: Eukaryota; Fungi; Mucoromycota; Mucoromycetes; Mucorales; Phycomycetaceae. The transcript is spliced from 2 exons. The coding region runs from base 1 to 867 and encodes 288 amino acids. Gene Ontology annotation, molecular function: transcription coregulator activity.
AUGACAUAUUUUACUAAGCGGCUGGAUAAUGGUUUAGGUACUUCGAGCCGGCUUUCCAAAACCGAAAAACCUCGGCCAACUGAACCUCAACCCCACCUACAACCUCAGCCUCAGCCUCACCCACAACCUAAACCUCAACAUCAACCUAAACCUCAACCGAUAAAAAAGUCUUUAAAACAAAAUAAGAGUACCCUUAGUCCCGCCAAACCUAGUCCCCGCCUCCCUUCCUCUAAUCAUGCAAAAACACAACCACCAAGUUCACCAUCAAAUCAAAGACAUACAGCACCCAAUAAGCUUAAUACCAAAAACCAAAACCUCCCCCAGGAGAACCCAAACCAGAAGCAACAUAAAACAUCUGGGACAAAAUUACCACUUUGUACAUUACCACCUACUCACGCACCUCUUGGUUUGCAUUCACCUCGUCCCUUUUAUGAAGCCAAGAUGCGUACUCCCCCAGUGCAGCUGCAGCAUGCACUCACCCUUUGUCACACUUGUCAGCUGCCCAUUCUUUGUGGCAUUCUGAUACGCACAAGUCUUGAAAGCACGUCUCCGUCUUGGCAUGCUAAAUGCUUCAAGUGCGGCACGUGUGGCAGACGACUAACAAGCACAGCGUUUUUCAAUAAAGACAAUGAACUGUAUUGUGCCGCAGAUUAUCAAGCCUUGUUUGGCGUACAAUGCUAUGGAUGUUUAAAACCAAUCACAGAGGCUUAUCAAUCAGCUAUGGGGAAGCAGUAUCAUAUGGGACACUUCUUAUGUUACCAGUGCCACACACCGUUUAAAAACGAAGAUUCCUUCAAGGUACACAAGGGGCAGGCUUAUUGUGAGCAUGACUACAAUUUCCUGGAUCAAAAGGAUGUACCACUUUAG